CUGGGCAUCGCCAAGGGGCUAGACGCGGGAGGGGGCGGCCGAACACUCGGCUUCCACGCCUCCCUGGACGCUGGGCUCUUGCUCAAUCCUUGGGCCUCAGCUGGAGCUGGACCCGCCUAGGACUGGGGCCCCACUCUGCCCGAGCCCCGGGUCCGAGCCCGGCGCCACCUGGAGCUCCCUUCCCGAACGAGACUUAGAAAGCUUCCUGAACAGGGCCUCACUCCUGCCGGCUGGGCCUGGGGUGCCAGGGUGAGUGCCCCCUUCUCCUGUGGGGACCUUCAGCCUGCUGUCAGCCAUGGAGCUGCGGUGCUCAGGCAGCUCUCCUGCCGAGACUUGAUCUUGGGGCAGUGAGCUGACCCUGGGGAAGCCUUGGCCAUGCCCUGCAUCACCUCCUCAGAGCUGGCAGGCUGCCUGCCCCGGCUGCACAGCCAAUGUCCUUCCUGUUUCCAAGCUCUGAAGGGUCCCCAGCAGAUCCUCUUGGCUGCUGGCUCAGGUUCUGGACAGGAAGACCAGGCCCACAGGAUGUCUGGUGGCCAGGAACGUAGCCCUGAAGGCUUCAUAGACCAUCUGCUCAGUGAACAGAAGACAGGCCCUGAGAGAGGGGAGGGGCGUGCCGGAAGUCUCCAGAGCACCAUUUUCCUGAGGCCAGGCACAGCUGUCCCCCACACCUGAAGACAGGGUGAGCUCAUCUCUGGGGGCUCCGCCCAAUGCCAAGCACAUGGCCCAACCCAUGGGGCCUCCAGAGCCUCAGCAGCCGCGAGACCCCAACAGAUGCUCUUGGCAGCCUGGGUGGCAGACAGGGCAGGGCAUGCUGGCCCAUUUCCCCCAGAAAUGAAGGACCAAGUCUUAAGACAUUGACUUACCUGCCCCCAGAGUGGAAGAUAGAACCUGCAAGGGCACCCAGGGCACCUAGCCCUGGCUAGGGUUCUUGCCACAGCUUGGGCAGCCUCCCUCCCUCCCUCACGGAGAAGCCCUGCAGGGCUUCCAGCACUAGGGACCGGGAACCCCCAGGCCCAGUGGGGUGAGGGCUCAUCCCGGAUGGUGAGGUGCAGCUGAGUCCCCAGGGACCGUCAAAGCCCAACUGCAGUGCUGACCCUGGGUGCCCAGGACAGCAGAGGCUGGGUCGUCCAGUGGUACCCACUCAGUAUGUGGGCACUUGAAUGUUUAUGGAGUGACUGCGUUAACGUGAGCAGAAUCUAGGGCAGACCUCUGGCCUGGGGCACUUCCGGAAGGUUCCCUGUGGCUGUCUUCAGAGUGUAGAAGGACCUUUGACCCAGCUGCCUUUCCGUGUGGGACCUGUACAGUUCCAGUAGGAAAAGAUUGGUGUCUGUCUGUCCGGCAGUGCUGACUCUGUAGCCUCUGCUCUGGCUUUCAGGACGCAGCAGUGAGCAAGGAAGGACUCAGCCCACCUGGCCACCCUUCAUGGUCCUCCACCUCACUCAACUGUCUCUUUUUCCAUAGUACUCAUCUUUUUUUGCUCACCGUGUUGGAAUUUUCUGGUUUUGUUUCUGUCUGACAACCUCCCCAAGAAUGUUGCCCUGAUAGGCAGGGCUAUUUGUCUCAUGGGGCGUCCAAGUGCCUGGGAGAGCAAUUGGCUCUGGGCAGGGACUCAGCAGGUGUUUCUGCAACUGGCAAAAACAGGUGCUCUGGUGAGAGACAAGCAAGAAAUGAGCAGGAACACAGGCUGCAGGUGAGAUCGGCACAGCGAUGGUGCAAGCCAAGUGACACGACAGGGCCACGCUGACAUCUGUGGGCACGUGUUCCGGGCAAAGGGCAGCUUCAGGUCACUGAGUUCAAGCCUGUGGCCCAAGCAAAGUGAAGCAGGCUCCAGGGGAGAAGGGGCCUGGCCGGGGGAUGGAUCCCACUCCGGGCCUUCUUGGGGGGGUGGGGGGGCAGCGGGAUCCCAGCUGUUGCUUUCUGCCCCUCCCCCCACCCUGAAGUAAUGACUCAGGGAGCGAGCUGACUCACAGGGACACAACCCCCCCCCCCCCCCCCGCCAGCCUGGCUCCCUGUGUGUUUCAGUGUGUGUUGGAAAAUGGGCGACCUGGAGUCGGACUUCAACCUGAAAGUUGUCUUAGUCAGUUUCAAGCAGUGUCUCAACGAGAAGGAGGAGGUGCUGCUGGAUCACUACCUCGCUGGCUGGAGGGGGCUGGUCAGGUUCCUGAACAGCCUGGGUGCCAUCUUCUCCUUCAUCUCUAAGGAUGUCACCACAAAGCUACAGAUCAUGGAGCGUCUGUGCAGUGGCCCGCAGCAGGAGCACUACAGCAGCCUGCAGUCCAUGAUGGCCUACGAGGUGGGCAACCGGCUGGUGGACCUCGAGCGUCGUUCCCAGCACCCCGACUCGGGCUGCCGGACGGUGCUCCGGCUGCACCGCGCCCUGCGCUGGCUACAGCUCUUCCUGGAAGGUCUGCGCACCAGCCCCGAGGACGCGCGUACUGCCGUGCUCUGCACCGACUCCUACAACGCCUCUCUGGCUGCCUACCACCCCUGGAUCAUCCGCCGGGCCGUCACCGUGGCCUUCUGUACGUUGCCCACACGCAAGGUCUUCCUGGAGGCCAUGAACGUGGGGUCCCCAGAGCAGGCCGUGGAAAUGCUGGGCGAGGCCCUGCCCUUCAUUGAGCGUGUCUACGAUGUCUCCCAGAAACUCUACACUGAGCAUUCCCUGCUGAACCUGCCCUGAGGGCCAGCGGAGCUCAGGAGACCCGGGACGAUAUGGCACACGGAGAGAGCCUGGACCCUUUUGCCCAGCUGACAGGCCAGCCGUCACCAGACACUUGGGGGCCUAGCGUCUCCUACUGGCUCUCCACUGUGAGCUCAGGGCCCUCGAUGCCGAGGGGACUGUAUCCACCACACGGAGAUGUGCGGAAGUGUGGACUUGCAGAGACCCUGGGAAAAUGUAAUGCGGGUGAUGGAUUUUCAAACAUCAAUAAAUUCCCCUUCCAGAGCA
Leopardus geoffroyi (Geoffroy's cat) is the source of this 2947-nucleotide messenger RNA. RefSeq names its product ceramide-1-phosphate transfer protein (gene CPTP). Gene Ontology annotation, biological process: intermembrane lipid transfer; ceramide transport. The record is from RefSeq and is a predicted model, not a curated record. Gene Ontology annotation, molecular function: ceramide 1-phosphate transfer activity; ceramide 1-phosphate binding. Gene Ontology annotation, cellular component: cytoplasm; cytosol; membrane. NCBI's taxonomy places the organism in Eukaryota, Metazoa, Chordata, Mammalia, Carnivora, Felidae. Bases 2036 to 2680 code for a protein of 214 amino acids. The transcript has 3 exons.